AUGAGUCGCCAUGUCGCGAACAUAGGCCUCCGACACCUCCACUCUUUACCGCCACGACUCGAUGCGCCGGCUGCCAUUCGUCCGGUUACGUCAGGACUGCUGCAGCGUUCGGUCGCAGCGAGUACUUUUGGGAGAGGCUUCAGCACAAGUCAGAAUGCUGCAGCCAAGGAUACGAGAUUAUGGCGUGGCGGGCUGCCGUCGAUAGCACCGCAAGCAGUACGGCGAAGUGCUGUCCUGCACGACGUACUGGUCUGGCGCCGAGGAUGCAUACGGGAAACACCACAGAUAUGGAGCCAAAGGCGCUUAUUCAACGAGCGCAAGCCUCUCAGAGAACACCCACGACCUUCGCAGAGCACCGAUAAAUCCAUUCGCGACCAGAAAGGAACAUCAGAACAUCUACAUCAGGCGCAACAGCAUGCUCCAGAGGGCGCGGACAAGAGCAUUCUAGACCGCCUGCCGCACCUCCACAGACCGUCGAAAGAGGAGCUGCUCUCCGCUGCGACCGGUUUCUGGCAGCGCAUGCGGAUUCGUUUCAAGUGGAGCACCAUCCGGAGCGUGCGACCCUACACACUCGAUGAGAUAGGCGCAUUCGCCUCUUGGGUGUUUCUCGGACAUGUGGUAUGGAUUGUGAUCGGUACCACAACGUUCGUAUCGCUUGCAAUCUGGGCCAUCAACACGGUCUUUGCGCAAGAGACGGUAGCGGGAUGGGUGGGCAACUACUUGACGAAGUCCUCGGGCAUUAAGGUUGUCUUCGAGAGCGCUAUCGUCCCCACAUGGAGGUCUGGAGUCAUUACUUUCAACAAUGUUUUCGUGUCUCGGCGGCCAGGGAAGCAGACGAACCGCGAGCGGAGCGUCAGCAAGGGCUCUUCCACAACUGCUGCCGCAGCGGCAGAAGCAGCCAUGGCGGCAGCAAGAGAGCCAAACGUCGAUGCUGAGGAUGAUGGCAACUACACUCAGUUUGACGUGACCAUCCAGACAGUGAACGUUACAUUGUCGUUCAGGAAAUGGUUCAACGGCAAAGGCCUGCUGCACAACGUUGAGGUGCUGGGUGUCCGCGGGGUGAUUGACCGCACGAAUGUGCGCCGGACAGAAGAAUAUGUUGACCCCAAAAGCUACCGCCACAAGCAUAAUACGGGCGACUUCGAGAUUGAGGACUUCAAGAUGAGCGACGUUCUUCUCACCGUGCAUCAGCCCAACGAGUUCCGCCCAUUCACCGUCAGCGUCUUCAACUGCGAGCUGCCUCGUCUGAGAAAGCAGUGGCUGUUCUACGACUUCAUGAGCGCCAACAACAUGAGCGGCUCCUUUGACGAGUCUCUCUUCACUGUGCAUCCUCGUCAAGUGCACGGCCAGACGGGCGUGGCACUCAACCCGGACGGCAGGGAAGACGAAGAAGGUAAUCAAUGGAAGAAGCACAGUCGACUGCGAAUUGAUGGCUUGAAUAUCGAUCACCUCAACCGAGGCGUUGAUGGCCCCUUUUCUUGGAUUUACGAAGGCAAUGUCGACAUUGUUGCGGACGUAAUGAUCCCCAACGACGAAGACGGCAUCUGGACGCAGUCGUGGAAGAAGUCUGCAGAAGCGGUGUCAGAAUUCUACGACCGAGUAGAAGCCAGCGUGACAGCAUCCGCGAUCCAGCACCACCAGCACCAGCCGCGCCAUCCACAGACCCAGUCCUUUGAACAAGGCCGCGAAGGCCCCAUCCCAGCCUCUGAACCCGCACCAACGCUCGACCACCGCCACUCCCAACCCUCCGAGCACGACCGCCCCCUCAUCCUCGACAUCAACUGCACCCUCACCUCCAUCCGCGCCCGCGUGCCCCUCUUCACCAAAGACCUCAGCUACGUCAACAACGCCCUCGUCCGGCCCAUCGUGGCCUACAUCAACUCCCGCCACGGCGCCUUCAUCCCCGUGCAGUGCCGGGUCGUCAAGUCGGUGUCGGAGUUCGACGGCAGCUGGACGAUUUUUGAUAGUGGGUUGUUGGAUGAUUUGAGCAGGGAGGUGUAUGGGGCGAUUGCGAGGGAUGUCGAGGAUAAGGGGGCGAGGAAGAGGAGGAUGCGGAAGGUGGGGUGGUGGGGGGUGCAGGUUGUUGCGCAGGCGUUGUUUAUCGGGCUUGCGGGGCAGCUGGCGUGA
Saxophila tyrrhenica is the source of this 2127-nucleotide messenger RNA. RefSeq names its product Mitochondrial distribution and morphology protein 31, mitochondrial precursor (gene MDM31). NCBI's taxonomy places the organism in Eukaryota, Fungi, Ascomycota, Dothideomycetes, Mycosphaerellales, Extremaceae. The coding region runs from base 1 to 2127 and encodes 708 amino acids. Gene Ontology annotation, biological process: mitochondrion inheritance. Gene Ontology annotation, cellular component: mitochondrial inner membrane. The record is from RefSeq and is a predicted model, not a curated record. The transcript has a single exon.